CCGCCCCCACCGCAAGUGGUGACUCCACAAGCACGUGCAGGGCGAACUGGCCUGUCUGGGCCCGUGAUCCAAGCGUUCUUCUCCAGCCCCACCCGCCCAAAAUGAACAGCUCGGACGAGGAGAAGCAGCUCCAGCUCAUCAGCAGCCUGAAGGAGCAAGCAAUAGGCGAAUAUGAAGACCUUCGGGCAGAGAACCAGAAAACUAAGGAGAAGUGUGACAAAAUCAGGCAAGAACGAGAUGAAGCUGUUAAAAAACUGGAAGAAUUUCAAAAAAUUUCUCACAUGGUUAUAGAGGAAGUUAAUUUCAUGCAGAACCAUCUUGAAAUCGAGAAGACAUGUCGAGAGAGUGCUGAAGCCUUGGCAACAAAGCUAAAUAAAGAAAACAAAACUCUGAAACGAAUUAGCAUGUUGUACAUGGCCAAGCUGGGACCAGAUGUCAUAACGGAGGAGAUCAACAUCGAUGACGAGGACGCGACCCCCGAUGCUGACAGUGUGGCCGAGACCUGCGUCUCAGUUCACUGUCAAAAGCAAAUCAAAGAGCUUCGAGAUCAAAUUGUAUCUGCUCAGGAGGAGAAGAAGGUAUUAGCGAUUGAGCUAGAAAACCUCAAGAGCAAGCUUGUGGAAGUGAUGGAAGAAGUAAAUAAGGUUAAACAAGAAAAAGCUGCUUUAAAUUCAGAAGUUCUUGAACAGAGAAAAGUCUUAGAAAAAUGCAACAGAGUAUCCAUGUUAGCAGUAGAAGAAUAUGAGGAGCUGCAAGUUAACCUGGAGCUGGAGAAGGACCUUCGUAAGAAGGCAGAGUCGUUUGCACAAGAGAUGUUUAUUGAGCAAAACAAAUUAAAGAGACAAAGCCAGCUUCUGCUGCAGAGUGCUGUCCCUGACCAGCAGCUAUUGAAAGCUUUAGAUGAAAAUGCGAAACUCGUCCAGCAACUGGAAGAGGAGAGAAUUCAGCAUCAGCAAAAGGUGAAGGAGCUGGAGGCGCGGCUGGAGAGUGAAGCCUUGCACAAGGAAGUCCACGCCCUCAGACAGCAGCUGGAGCUGCUGGAGGAGGACAAGAAGGAACUAGAACUGAAGUACCAGAGCUCCGAGGAGAAGGCCCGGAAUCUAAAGCAUUCUGUGGAUGAACUCCAGAAGCGAGUGAACCAGUCGGAGAAUUCAGUGCCUCCCCCACCUCCUCCACCACCCCCACUGCCUCCUCCGCCCCCCAAUCCUAUCCGGUCUCUCAUGUCCAUGAUCCGGAAGCGAUCCCACCCCAGUGGCAGUGGUGCUAAGAAAGAAAAGGCAACUCAGCCAGAAACAACUGAAGAAGUCACGGAUCUAAAGAGGCAAGCAGUUGAAGAGAUGAUGGAUAGAAUUAAAAAGGGAGUUCACCUCAGACCAGUUAACCAGACAGCCAGACCGAAGACAAAACCAGAAUCUUCAAAAGGCUCUGAAAGCGCAGUGAAUGAACUAAAAGGAAUACUGGGGACACUUAACAAAUCCACUAGUUCAAGAAGCUUAAAAUCCCUUGACCCCGAGAGCAGUGAAACUGAGUUAGAAAGGAUUUUGCGCCGCAGGAAGGUGACAGCCGAAGCAGAUAGCAGUAGUCCUACCGGGAUAUUAGCCACCUCAGAGUCCAAAUCCAUGCCAGUGUUGGGUUCUGUAUCCAGUGUCCCAAAAAGAGCCUUGAACAAGAAAACUCUGGAGGCAGAAUUCAACAGCCCGUGUCCCCUAACACCUGAGCCAGGUGAAGGGCCCCGUAAAUUGGAAGGAUGCACGAAUUCCAAGGUUACGUUUCAGCCUCCCAGUAACAGUGGAUACAGGAGAAAAUACACGGGCGGUGAAAAACAAGCUGAACCAGUUGUAGUGUUAGAUCCUGUUCCCACACAUGAACCCCAAACCAAAGACCAGGUCGCUGAAAAAGAUCCAACUCCAUGCAAGGAGAGUGAAGGCGAAAUGAAACCAGAAUGCAAAGAAGACAGCGGCGAAAAAAUGAGGGAGACAGACAGUUCCAGCUGCUGACCUGUUUGAAGUCCUGUUCAAGAAGCACAUGGUUCGUGUUGCUGUAUUGUCAAGGACCAUAGACAUUCCAUGUGUUCUGGUCACUGCAGACACACACAGACACACACAUACACACACACACACUUUCUUGGUAUCACUUUUUGUAAGUAGCAACUACACACAUGAGAUGUUUAGCAAAGUACACAUUCUGAGUAGAUUUUGAUCUUUAUAGGGAUAAGAUAUUUUCCUGGUUACUGUAUUAAAUAUGGCUUCAUUUAGAAGGUUACAGAAAAUUAAGAUGUCACUAUCUUUGUAGGAAAUGUGCAUACCACUCAUCAAACUUAAUAAUGCUUACCACUGAAGGUUGUUACAGAUGAUUGGAUAAACAGAACCAAGCAACCUAACACGCUCUUCAAAACCCCAGAACUGGAUGUGGCGGUGCACGCCUGUAGUCUCAGCAUCCGGGACACUGAAGCUAGAGGAUCGCGAGCCCAAAGAAUGAGACCAGUCUGGGCUGCAUAGCAAGACCUCCUCUCAAAGAAGACAAGGAAGGGGGAAGGAAAGGAAGAAAGGAACACCCAAAGACGACUCUGUUUGGGGUCUGGUCCUCUUGGUGGAGGAGCUGAGGCAGCAUGGAAAUCAGCGGUCUUGGGGCACCCUUGUCAUUUUCUAGGGUAGACUGCAGUAUACUGAGAACUAAGGAGCUGGCAGUAAGCUACUCGUCCCAAAGCCUUGUGCCCAAAGCUUGCCAAGGACUUCAGAGGGAAAGUUCUGUGGCCUGACUACAGAAUAGAGGUGAAGUCCAAACCUUGAAUUUAAUAAUACCUUGGUCAUCCAUGUUCUCUGUACCAUGAGUUAGCAGAGCUUUCCCAUUCACUGAUGUGACACACAGGUACCAUGUAUCGCAGUCCGUAUGCACAGUGAUGGAAAGGGACAAGCACAUACUUUUUUUUUCUUGCUUCACUGCUGUUCUACAUCACGCAAUUUAUUUUUUAAGAAAUUAAGUGGUCGUUUCUAAAAAUACAAUGUUUCAGGCUACCAGAGUGAAUAAAUAGAAAUAUAAUCAGGGAUUUAAAAAAAACUUAUGCAGCUUUUCAAAGUCGAUUGUUUCGAAAUUGGUGUUUAUUUAAAAUAAGUGGUAAUGUACUUGAAUGCACUUUAUGACAAUGAUUCAGUAAUGGUCAUUUUACUAUUAAAGAAAGUGAAAGGUUUAGUUUUGUUAGCAUGACUCAGCAUGUAGCUGUGAGGUGCUUCUCACCUAUGGGCAAAAGAAAAUGAUAGUCAUAAUUGCGGUAGUUGUGUUGUAUUGUAGUUUUUGCACGUGUGCUAAGCAUAGGCUUGAGGAGGUGGGGAGAUGGGUGAGGGCACCUCCUCAAUUUGGAGACAGCUAUCUUCCUGUAGGACUAAUCUGCUUGGCAAUUUCCAUGUUCUUUCCAUGAUGACUUUACAGUUCCCCAUCAGCCUGCGCUUGGGGAAUUAAAAUGUAAUGUUUUUCAACUGUGUGUUUUCCUAACUGAAUGAUCCUGCUACAUGAUAUGCUGACUACAAAUGGAUUCAUUCGUCUCGAUGAGUUCUAUUAUGCUGUGAUUUGAACUCUCUUCUCCACAAUGUAUUAAAAAAGAUGCAUCAGCAGUUUCUCA
Molecule: messenger RNA, 3616 nt
Organism: Jaculus jaculus (lesser Egyptian jerboa)
Lineage: Eukaryota; Metazoa; Chordata; Mammalia; Rodentia; Dipodidae
Gene: Shtn1
Product: shootin 1
Exons: 18
Coding region: 102-1997 (631 amino acids)
Source: RefSeq, a predicted model, not a curated record